AUGACGAAAGAUAAGAAGCUGCUCCGGAUGUCCGACAAGCGCCGCCCCGGCGGCAGUGUCAGCAGCACGAGCGGCGGCAGUAAUACCGGGAGCGGUAGCAGCAACAACACCACGGGAGGCUCGACUGCUGGAUCGAAAGGAGGAUCGAACACACACUCGCUACACACGACGAGCUCGCGGAGCCCCGGCUCAGGCACCGCGGCGAGCAUCAUCGCGCCGCCGCCCCGCGCACACCAUGCGCCCACGAGCUCAGCUGUGCCCGACGAGGGCAGCAGCUCCCGCGAGUCAGGGAAAGAUGCAAAGGAUAAGGAGUCCAGGUCAACAAAAGAUACCCCCAGCACAGGAACCGCUGCCAACACCAGCAGCGGUAGCAGCAGCAGCAGUACGACAUUACUUAAAGACAAGGAUGCUCGUAUAGCGAAGCUCGAGCGCGAGCUCGAGAUAAUGGAACAAGAGUUCACGAGGGAACUCGACAAGCUCUCCCAGGCUGAGAGCGAAACGGCGGUCUACUGGCAGGCGAAGCACAGCGAGCUGAACGAGCAGUUCCUGCGAGCCGACGCGGAUCUCAGGAUACUGAGGCAGGAGGCUGAGCACCGCGAUGCGGACCGCGACGCCUUGCGACGAGAGGUCGGAGAGCUGAGGGCGCAGGUCAGGGGGUUGAAGGAGUUUGUGAGCACGAGCACGCGGACGAACGGGCAGACGUCCGACGAGGUCUUUUGCGAAGGGAUGAUGAGGCUGGGCAACGGCUUGCAGAACUGGAUUAUUGUCCACUUUCGGAGGGCGAAGCUAGAUGUCGCUGCCGCCAGCGAAGAGAUACGCGAUGAGCUGGGUCGUUUAGUACCCAUGUACGCGGACCUGGAGACAUCGGCAAAGGUGCACAUGCUGCAGUCCAUCGUGUCGCGGAUUCUCAUGGAUGUCAUCUUUGAGAACUGCUUCUUCGGGUUGCCCAAAGAGCAGGCGGACAAGUUUAGGGCGAUGGAGGAGACCUUGUCUAGCUACGUGGACGACGCGGAAGCACUCAACAACUGGCGGUCCUCGACGCUGGCGCUUUUCCAGCGCGAGGCGGAGACGAAGAUGCAGGCAGAAACAGCGGCAUCGACAGACGGCGUCGUCGCCCGCGUAAACGGCAUCCUCGACGCCGUCACCGACGCCAAGGCCACCGAAGCCCGCGACACGGCCCUCCGGACCCUAGUCGGCAGCGCGGUGGACCUGUCGCGGCAGCUCGCGGUCCAAAAAGCCGUCUUCCGGAUCCACAUGCCCGACAUCGUCCCGGACCAGGAGACCAAGUUCGACCCCGCAACCAUGGAGGACAUUGGCGGUGAGGAUGAGGAAGCUCUCGCGGGGCGCAACAUUUCUUGCAUCACCUUCCCUGGCGUCAUCAAGCGCGGGGACGAGAACGGCGGGCACAUGCAAUACCAGAAUAUCAUUGCCAAGGCUAGGGUACUUUGUAGUCCCGAAUGA
Molecule: messenger RNA, 1461 nt
Organism: Colletotrichum aenigma
Lineage: Eukaryota; Fungi; Ascomycota; Sordariomycetes; Glomerellales; Glomerellaceae
Exons: 3
Coding region: 1-1461 (486 amino acids)
Source: RefSeq, a predicted model, not a curated record